CCGCUCUUAUGCGUUUCCAGUCGGUGAAAACGCGAGGACUGUCCUCUCGGCGUUGCUUCUUCGCCGCCGCAACAGCUCUGCCGCGACGAACCCUCGUGUCUCACGUUUGUUCCCCUCCAAUAGCAACUGUUGCAACCUUGCAGAUGGAUUCUUCUUCCUCCGCUCCUGCUCCUCCGGAGCGCUACAGUUACAACCCCUCGAUUCGUUGGAAUCCCGAGGUUGAGGAGUACUUUCAGACGGCCUAUGGAUCUGAACGCUUCGCACAGAUUUCCAAAUCGCUGACGCACCCUUCUUCCUAUUCUUGUAUUCGCGUGAACUCUCUGAAAUCUACAACUGAUGCAGUUAUUGAGAAGCUAAUUGCCAUUCUAGAUGAAAAAAGACCCAAAAGUAAUGCAACAGAAGUAGAAGCAUCUGAAGAAAGAAGCCAAAGUGCUUCCAUUCUUAGGUGUCCUUAUCCUGGUCUUGAGCAUGUUGUGUUUGUUAAAGGUUCCGGACCACAUAUGCUUAAGUAUGACAUGGAUUCUUGCCAACCAAUGAAAGAAGUAAUCGUGAGUCGCAAAUGUGCUGAGGCAGUUCUUCGUGGAGCUCAGGUAUAUGUUCCUGGUGUUUUGGCUUGCAGUUCACAUGUUGAAAAAGGGGAUCUGAUUGCUGUGUCAGUUGCUGUGGAACAGCCAAUUUCAGAUGGUGGAUGGGCUUUUGGUUUUACACGAGGAAUUGUUUUACAGGGGUCGCAGUCAGAUCCUCAGUAUCACGAAAGAAAUGGCUUGUAUAUUGGCCAAGGAACUGCUUCAUUGUCAAGGGCUUCUAUGUUCCGUGUGUCUCAUGGGACUGCUGUGGAGAUGACAAACCGAGUGUACAAGCUUCCAUCAUUUUACAAUGUACUCGAAGGAGAAAUAUUUCUGCAAAACUUGCCCAGCAUUGUUACGGCUUGUGUUUUAGAUACUAAAGAUCCUCAAGAAGGUGAAAGAAUAUUGGACAUGUGUGCUGCUCCUGGAGGGAAAACAACUGCCAUUGCAAUUCUUAUGAGGAAUAAAGGCGAGGUUAUUGCAAUUGAUAGAUCUCAUAAUAAGGUCAUGGAUAUUUUGAAACUGGUAGCCGAGAUGGAUUUAUCUUGUAUAAAGGCUUAUAAGCUCGAUGCACUUAAAUCUGUUGUGAAUAAUGAAACAAUAUCUUGCACAACACAUGUGAACAAUGAAGAAUCAGGAGUUUCAGCAAUAGACCAAAGCUCAUCUACUUUUAUUAGAGGUGAUAAAAUCAGCAUUGAUGUGGAAACAUGCAGCAUCAAUGAUUCACCAUCACUAACAGUCAGUGAUGGAGAGGCAGAUGGGGAAAAUCACACCCGAAGGAAUAAUGGCUCUCGACUGAAAAAUGGACGAGGAAGAAAUCAAUGCACUGGUGGUAGGGCUGUAAAAUCAAAAGGUUUUAUGCCCAACAGUUUUGAUCGUGUUCUUCUUGAUGCUCCAUGUUCUGCUCUAGGUUUGAGACCUCGUUUGUUUGUUGGGGAGGAAACAAUGGAAUCUCUGAUAAAUCAUGGGAAGUAUCAAAGGAAAAUGUUUGACCAAGCUAUUCGACUUGUUCGCCCAGGAGGAGUGAUUGUUUACUCUACGUGUACAAUAAACCCAGGGGAGAAUGAGGCUUUGGUACGGUAUGCUCUAGAUAAGUACAAGUGUCUAUCUCUGGUAUCACAACACCCAAAAAUUGGAGGAAGCGGUAUAGUUGGGAGUUACAAACCAUUGGGGGAAAAAUAUGCAGAGGAUUGGCUAACAGAAAAUGAAGCUGAACUUGUUCAGAGGUUCGAUCCAUCGUCGUCUCUCGAUACAAUUGGGUUUUUUAUAGCAAAAUUUAGUGUCGGCAAGAAAGAUUUUUAAGGUCGAUGCUUCAUCUGUUGAUUUUUCUCCUCGCCCCAACUAAUCUAUCCAACUAGCUGAAAGAAAACCUUGCCAUGAAGGAUCCAAAGUGUGCCAGAUUGUUGCCUAAAGAUGAGAUCAUUCGACAUCUGAGUGUCCUCACUCUGUUCAACAUUUUCUAAAAUAUUUCUUUAUUUCAAACUAAAUUAUCAUUCACACACAUUGUUUUGGAUCUUAAGACCUACUUCUGUUGUUAAUCAUUAUUCAAAAAAAAAAAAAUUCAAAUCAA
Messenger RNA from Zingiber officinale, 2136 nucleotides. Its product is annotated as rRNA (cytosine-C(5))-methyltransferase NOP2C-like. Gene Ontology annotation, biological process: RNA methylation. Bases 9 to 1868 code for a protein of 619 amino acids. NCBI's taxonomy places the organism in Eukaryota, Viridiplantae, Streptophyta, Magnoliopsida, Zingiberales, Zingiberaceae. The record is from RefSeq and is a predicted model, not a curated record. The transcript is spliced from 14 exons. Gene Ontology annotation, molecular function: RNA binding; methyltransferase activity.